AUGUCGUUUCAGAAUGGUGCCGUCACCGGCGACCAAGAUUCCUACUGGCGGCACAAACAGGCCAACGGUAGUGCGAAGGGGGCCAUCUCCAAGAUCAACGACAUCCUCGGCGGCUCGGAUGAUCUUCCAAUGUACAAGGACAAGCCUCAUUUUCCACAAUCUAGACGCCGGAAAUGGUGGCAACAGCGCAGGUCGCUCACGGUUCUGGCGACACUUACCAUAACUAUACUAUGGCUAACGGGAUGGUUCUCGACCGCACCCAAAUUGGAAUCCUACAGCAGUUUCACGUCGGGACAGACGUACACGAAAGACCCGAAACUAUGGAGAGAACGAGCUGAUGCUGUGAGGGAGGUGUUUAAAACAACGUGGAACGGCUACGAGAAACAUGCCUGGGGAAUGGACGAAUAUCAUCCACUGUCAAAAACUGGCCGAAAUAUGGUGGAAGGCGGCAUGGGCUGGAUCAUAGUUGACUCUCUAGACACUGCCAUACUCAUGAACCUGACAUCAGAGGUGGCCCGAGCAAGGGAAUGGAUAUCUACCUCGCUCUCAUAUACCGCCGACCACGAUGUCAAUACUUUCGAAACCACCAUCCGCAUGCUCGGUGGCCUCCUCUCCGCUUACUACCUCUCAACCAACUACCCGCAUCUUGCGCCCCUCCUGGACGACGAUGUCCUGCAACCGGGUGAAGACUUAUACAUUGAAAAGGCCACAGACCUUGCCGACCGUCUGCUCGGCGCCUACGACACCCCAUCCGGCAUUCCCCAGGCAUCUGUAAAUCUCAACAAGUCCGAAGGCAUACCGGCAGGCGAUGGCCUUUCUUCAACUGCCGAAGCAGCCACUCUGCAGCUGGAGAUGAAGUAUCUGUCCAAAACCACCGGCGAGCCAAUCUACUGGGAGCGUUCUGAACAGAUUCUAAAGGUCAUUGACGACCAACAGAUGGAGGGAGGGCUGGUGCCGAUCUUCAUGCAUCCUAGCAGCGGCACGUUUCGAGGUCAGAACAUCCGACUAGGUUCUCGCGGCGACUCGUACUACGAAUAUCUCAUCAAACAGUUCCUGCAAACCAAGGGCGGCGAGCCCGUCUACAAGGAGAUGUGGGAUGAUGUUAUGGACGGCAUCAAACGUUAUCUCAUCACCUGGACCAAGCAUUCAAACCUGGCCAUCAUUGGUGAGCGACCGGGUGGCCUGCAUCACGAGCUGACACCCAAAAUGGACCACCUCGUAGCUUUCAUGCCAGGCACGAUCGCCCUUAGCCUGACCAACGGCACUACCGUGAAAGACGCCAAGGCCCGCCUCGGUCCACUCUGGACUAAGAAGCACGAUGAAGACCUCCGACUCGCCGAAGAACUGAUGAAGUCCUUCUGGGGCAUGUACAAGGUGACGGCCACCGGCCUGGCUCCGGAGAUCAGCUACUUCGCCAUCGACAACCCGCCUCGCCAGUGGUCCUUCGACGACCCAGACUGGUCGCCACCCACCCCCGAUGAGCUAUCCGACGACAUACACGCACCAUGGCGCCUCGAUUACGACAUCCACCCGCAGGACGAGCACAAUCUGCAACGGCCCGAGACCGUCGAGUCUCUCUUCUACAUGUACCACAUCACAGGCGACACCAAGUACCGCGAGUGGGGCUGGGAGAUGUUCGAGAACUUCCGCACCCACACCCAAGUCAUCGACGAGCUGACGGGCCAGGUCUACGCCUACACGUCCCUGGACACGGUGACGGAGAGCCCCGUGCGGCCCAAGCGCCGCCGCGACAACAUGGAGAGCUUCUGGCUCGCCGAGACCCUCAAGUACUUCUACCUGCUCUUCAGCGACCUCGACGGCGAGGACGGCCUGCCGAAGCUGGAGGAUAUCGUCAUCAACACCGAGGCCCACAUCUUCCCGCGCUUCAGCAUCGAGGACUCAAAGGUGUGGAAGACGGGCUGGAGCCGGAAGCCGAAGAAGGCUGCUUCGCCAGCCCCGGAUGCGCAGCAAGGGCAGCAGGUACCCGUGGGCUUGGGCGUCAGGAUUGAUCCGAAAGACGACUGGGCUGCCGAUGUCAAGGCUGGGAACAUCGGGCUGGAGAAGAAGGCCGAGGAGGCGGAGCCAGAGGGCGAGGAAGAUGGCUAUGCAUUUCCUCCGCCGCCAGUGGUUGUCGCCAGCACGAAUAAAGAGGUUGAUGAGCAGGGCAGAAGCCUCGAUGAGAAGCUCGCCAAGAUGGAGCAAGAAUGGGUGGACAAAUCGUGGGAUGAUGGCGCGGCUGGGGCUGGGGCCGGCAAAGGCAAAGGCCCAAAGAGUCAUACUUCGCAUAAUGGCGGCGGCGGCGGCGAGGCCGUCAAGCUGAAAGACCGCAAUCGCUCGUAA
Messenger RNA from Cyphellophora europaea CBS 101466, 2340 nucleotides. RefSeq lists its product as uncharacterized. The transcript has a single exon. Lineage: Eukaryota; Fungi; Ascomycota; Eurotiomycetes; Chaetothyriales; Cyphellophoraceae. Gene Ontology annotation, biological process: carbohydrate metabolic process; N-glycan processing. The coding region runs from base 1 to 2340 and encodes 779 amino acids. Gene Ontology annotation, cellular component: membrane; endoplasmic reticulum. Gene Ontology annotation, molecular function: mannosyl-oligosaccharide 1,2-alpha-mannosidase activity; calcium ion binding. The record is from RefSeq and is a predicted model, not a curated record.